UUGUUGCCGUCUCGAUCGUUAGGUACAACCUCAGCUAGCUCCCAUGGCAUUCUCCUCCCCGACCUCCUCAUCCUGGUCACCGGAGCAUGCCAAGCCCACCCGCGUCCGAGCUCCCCCAACAGAGCGCGCCCACGACGGAGGCGACGAGGAGGACGACGACGUCUCGCCCUGGCGGAACGCCUCGCGGGUGCGCAGUGUCGAAGCCCUGAGAGCCAUCUGCAGGAAGUACUCCAUCCCCAACGGCUUCACCCCGCUCCUCGCCGGCGACCGGUCGGCGCGCGCGCCGCCGCCGCCAGGGUCCGUCUGCAUGUUCGUCGACGCGCUGGAGGCCGGGAUGCGCCUGCCCCUCCACCCUUUCUUCGGCGUGGUGCUCGACCACUUCGGGAUCGCGCCGGCCCAGCUCGCCCCUAACGGCUGGCGCGCCCUGGCGGGCUUCGUCGUGCUCUCCCACUUCGCCGGCACGCCGCCGUCGCUGCCCGUGUUCCGGCACUUCUUCUCGCUGGUCGCGUUCCCGCACAGGCUCUACUCUCUCCGCGGCAAAGACGCCGCCGGCGCCGGUUUGCUCUUCCGUCCGACGAAGGCCAAGAACGCGGGGUGGAAGGAGGAGUUCUUCUUCAUGUCGUCGUCGUCGGCGCCGUGGCCGUGCCCCGUUCAGUGGGGGAGGCCAUUCAGGUCCGCCACGUCUGAUCCGUCGCUCACCGGCCCGGAGAAGGCCGUGGCGGCGAGCGUGCUGCGCGCUCGCGGUGGUUCCCCGAUCGAUCUCACGGCGUAUCUCCGCGACAGCAACUUGGCCGCGGCCAAGAUCAUCGGGGCACUCUCACCGCCGACGGCGACGCCUACUCCUCAAGGUGAACUUCUGAAAAGAGCGGCGCACGCGCCAGCGGAGGAGUCCACGGUGAAGAGCGAGCCGGACUGCGAUGCACCGUCGCCCAGUGCGCCGUCGUGGUCCCGAAAAGAGAAGAAGCGGAAGCGGCCGGAGCACCAUGCAAACGGCGAGAGCUCAGCGUCGGGAUAUCUCUCUUUCCCGCCGGGCUUCUCCCCGCAUCUCCGGAAGGCACGGACCACCACCACGGCCAAACACGGGAAGCAACACCACGGCUGCGACGACGGGGACACGAGCGGCUGGAAGGCGGCGAGGCAGCUGCUGCAGGGCAUCGUCACGCCGGAGCGGCAGCGCGAGCACGCGGCGUCCAGGCCGGCCGACGUCGUCGCCUCGAGCUACGUGUCGCUGCUCCAGACAGCGAACGAGGUGGCGUUCUCGCUGGGCUACGCUCUGGAGCUCGAGGAGAGGCUGAGGGACGCCGACGAGCUGCGGGCGGAGCUGCGCAAGGUGAAGGCCGAGCUCGCCGAGACCAAGGCCAAGGCGGCGGCCGUGCGGGAGUCCCGGCGACCCAGGGCGCGCUGACGAGUGACGAAGAGCUCUUCCUGGACGCCACGCCAUGGCUCCUGGUGUCUCCACGGUGAUAUGCAGGCUGAUGGACCUAUUUAUUUAUCUGUUGUUGUUUGAAUGUUGACUAAUUCAUUCGGGUGUCUACACCAUUUCACCAAA
Molecule: messenger RNA, 1549 nt
Organism: Triticum aestivum (bread wheat)
Lineage: Eukaryota; Viridiplantae; Streptophyta; Magnoliopsida; Poales; Poaceae
Exons: 2
Coding region: 44-1405 (453 amino acids)
Source: RefSeq, a predicted model, not a curated record